Molecule: messenger RNA, 5985 nt
Organism: Ilyonectria robusta
Lineage: Eukaryota; Fungi; Ascomycota; Sordariomycetes; Hypocreales; Nectriaceae
Exons: 10
Coding region: 1-5985 (1994 amino acids)
Biological process (GO): protein phosphorylation; calcium ion transmembrane transport; intracellular calcium ion homeostasis
Cellular component (GO): fungal-type vacuole membrane
Molecular function (GO): ATP binding; protein kinase activity; calcium:proton antiporter activity
Source: RefSeq, a predicted model, not a curated record
AUGUCGGCUGCAUUGCAAACAGCCACCCAUCAGCACACCGCUCUGGCGUCGUCUCCUCUGGCGUCGCCGCCGAGCCGCCAGUACAGGCCCCAGCAUUCGUCUCCGUCCAGGGAGGCAUACAAUGCUCAGCAGAACUCGACCGCAUCCCCAUCGUCGAGACGCCCUCCAUCACGCAAGACGAGCGAAAACGCACCCUCGCCUACCUAUCAUCUAACUCCCGCUUUCGGGAACCAGGCCGCCAACACGGCCGCAUCCCCCGAGCAACAGUCGCCCUCGUCCGAACAACUCGCCAACAUGCCUCCAACGGCCCCCCCGAGGACUUCAUCCAACCAUCAAAGUGGCAACUCGCGAAGAGCCAACUACUCCAACGAUAAGAUGUCUAACUCCCCUAGGCGCGGUCAGACGGAGCCCCCGCGGUCUGGCUCACGAGGCAAUCCUAUUGCGGCCGCCGAGAACGGGCAUCAGAGCAGAAAACCAGUCAAUUCUCACGUGGCACAGGAUUCGCCAGGCCGAUCUAGUAGCCGGGAUGGCAGAGCCACGACCACCAUGCCCAUCCGAUCCGCUCACAGCACACCCUCGAAACCGACACAAGAAGCUACCGAUACCCUUUCCAAGGUCAUCGCAGGCUCCGAAGAUGUCAACGGUCGCAGCCGCAAUCAUGUCGCAUCCCAGGACGAUGCCGCACCACCCCCUGUGGUCUCAUCCGGCGACCAUGAGGAGCGAAGAGGUGGUAGGAGUCGACAUGAUCACAGCAACCGAAACCACAAAGGAAAUACAAAGUUUGGUGACUUCAUUCUGGGCAACACCAUUGGAGAGGGCGAGUUUGGAAAGGUCAAGCUGGGCUGGAAGCAGGACAGCCAAGUCCAGGUUGCUAUCAAGCUGAUUAAGAGAGACAGUGUUGGCACCAACCCGUCUCGAUUUGCCAAGAUCUACCGUGAGGUCGCUAUCCUCCGCGGCGUCUCACACCCAAACAUUGUUCGCUUGAUUGAUAAGGUUGAGACCGACAGGCACAUUGGCAUCAUCCUUGAGUAUGCGUCGGGCGGCGAGCUCUUCGACUACAUCCUCAACCACCGAUACCUGAAGGAUCACUCUGCUCGCCGUUUGUUCGCCCAACUCGUCUCUGGUGUGGGCUACCUCCACAAGAAGGGAAUUGUUCACCGAGAUCUCAAGCUCGAAAACCUGCUCUUGGACCGCAACCGAAACAUAAUCAUUACCGAUUUCGGCUUUGCCAACACAUUCGAUUCGAAUGAGGAUCUUAGCGAUGAGGAGGAGCUUAACCUGACCGACAGGGAUUUUGUGAAACGAAUGGGUCUGGAUCGCAUUAAGCCGAAUGGAUCUCGAAAGGGUGAUCUCAUGCAGACUAGCUGUGGAAGUCCUUGCUAUGCGGCUCCCGAGUUGGUUGUCAGCGAUUCUCUCUACACCGGGCGAAAGGUGGACGUCUGGAGCUGCGGUGUCAUUCUGUAUGCCAUGCUCGCCGGUUACCUGCCUUUUGACGACGACCCAGCCAACCCCGAAGGCGACAACAUCAACUUGCUCUACAAAUACAUCGUGACCACUCCUCUCACCUUCCCCGAGUACGUUACGCCACAUGCUCGAGAUCUCCUACGACGAAUCCUGGUCCCCAACCCCCGAAAGCGAGCGGACUUGUUCGAGGUGGCUCGUCAUAGCUGGUUGAGCGAAUAUGCCCAGCUCGUCGAGUUUAUCACCAGCUCGACUACUUUGCCCUCAGAUGUUCAGAAUUCGAGUGCUGCACCCGCCGACUAUGCAGCAGAGGCUCCUAUGGUCGCCAGAAGCUCGUCGGUUCGCGAGGCUGCCAAACAAAAGCAGGCUCAUCCUCCCGUCGUGGGAGGCUUGGCCAAGACCCAUGGUAACAUCGAUCCUGAAGCAGAGACCGCCGACCGCCGUACACCUAAGGAUGCGAAGCGCCGAACCGUGCAAGUGGAGUAUGUGGCGCCCACGACCCAGACGCAGCGCGGUGCCGAUGGCUCGACUCCGAAAUCCCGGGGUCGAUCCAACUCCCAGGGUCCUGUCGACUCCCCCAGUACCGCGUUGUCUACCGACAAGCCAUUGCCUCGAGAUCCGCCAGUGGCCAAAGACAUCACCCCGAAGUCGACGGCACCGAAGCGACCCCCGAGCGCGCACAAGAGCACACCGCCGUCCAGGCCGACCCGAGAUACACGCACUGCUCCCGAGAAUCCGUAUAUGGCUGGCAUAAACGCGGCUACAAGGCCUCAGACAGGUGGUUCUAUGCAGUCCCGUCCGACCUAUGGACAGCCUGUACCUCCCGCGGUCGCCGACACCAAUGCGCAGGGACGAAUCCAACAGCCAUCCAACGCCGAGGACGACGAGAACAUGGGCAAGACGUUUGGGAGUGUUCCGCCCAAGGUUGCAAAGAUGACGUUCCAGGGCGAGCCCAAGCGCGACGGCAGGGGGCACAAGCGAUCCAAUACUCUUGGAGACCUUGGCUCCAAGAUCAUGGGUCGUAGUGGAUCUCUGUUUGGUGGUCGUGGUAAGAAGAGGUCGGAGCAGCCGCCGCAGGUUGACAAGUCGAGAAAAUAUCCUCCAGUCAGCAUGUCGCACACGAUGCUCCCUGGUGAAGAGGCUGGUCCAAGGCCUUCGAUAGACUCUAGGGUCUCUCGCCGAUCUUUCUCCCUCGGACUUGGAAAGAAGCGGAGUGGAAGUAUUCCUCGCUCACAGGCUUCUGGAGACAAGUCAAAGGGCCGACGAUUCUCUCUGGCCAAGGCCAUGGGGCUAAGUAAGGAUCACGGCAGCGCCCCGCCCUCAGAAGUGGACUCUCAGGCAGACCUCCCGAUUCAAAACCCCCGGAACGAUGCGCCAUUGGGCUACAGCAACCAUGAGGAGCCCCGCCAGAGCGAACCUUACUUUGAUGCCGUAUCUGAUCUGAACCACCCACAAGAGAGGGCCAACUCAAGCCCUGUCUACCACCAGAGGUAUGGAUCCGUGCAAAUGGAUAACCGCCGACCCACUGCAAUCCCAUCAUACGUCCAGGGAGCCCACCUGAACUCGGGAUCCGAGUCUUCGGUAGAUAUGCGACGACCCCCAACCGAGCCCCGACCUAGAGUGUACCAGGCGGAUUACUCGGAGUCUGAGGGGUACGACGGACGCCCUGUUGGCUCCAGUCAAGGAAACCGAGGAGUGCUACACAAGAAUCACAAACGAUUUACAGAUGCGUACGACCAGGACGAGUACCGAGGACAUGAAGGGAGCAGUGGAGCCGCGAAGCGAGUUAUGGACUUCUUUAGGAGACGAGGGAAAGCCCGAGGCGGCGAGGAUCGUUUAUCAGCGUCGCAAGAGGGUUGUGGUUUCAUUUUGUGCUACACAAACGCAUGUUUAGGUUGUCUUGCGGGCAUUAGCGAUGGAGCGAAAUUAGUUGUUAUUGAGAAUGAGCGGUUGGGGAAGGCGAUUCGAAAGAUAGCGAAGUCUACAGAGUCCACAGGGAGGGGCGGGCUCCCACGUGCUGUGCUUCCCUUCCGGAGGUACCUACGGUUGUCGUCAGGGUGGUACAGAGACCGCCACCGCCUUCCGUGUGCUUCGUGUUUGCGUUGCCCCUUCCACGCCAUUCACAUAAAGCCAACCUCUUGGUCCUCCCGUUCUUUUCGUCUUACCUACACUUUUUCUUUCUUCCUUCUCCUCUUACAACAACCUCCCAAAGACACUUGUGUCCGUAAAGCCUGUUCGAUGAAGGAAACCUCCUCUGAAACCCCCAAUAUAGAUGGCAGUCGUUUUCCACCCAACGCGGUCGUGAUUGACUCGACGACGUCAUCCCGCCAAACACAGGACUUGAACCUAAACAACACCGAGAACAACUUCAACAACAGCCCCAAUGGAAUCCCUGGCAACGAUGGCGGUCUCGACGAGAAGUCCUCCGUCAUCAACGGCUUCAGUGCCCCCGUCAACACGACAUCUGACCAGUUCCCACCCGCUAUGUCUACGCAGGUUGAGAGGUCGGGGCCUGUCGUAGAGUCGCCCUCCAAGGCUGAGGAGCAGACCACAAUCACAACCCCUGAACCCACGAAGAUGAGAUUCAUCAUCGACGAGAUCCGCCGUAAUGGUCGGUUGGCCGUCACCUACAGCUGGCUCAAUGCCCUGCUCAUCUUUGUCCCCAUUGGUAUCAUCGUCGCCUCCAUCGACGGUAUCCACGGUGGUAUUGUCUUCGGCAUGAACGCAGUCGCCAUCAUCCCGCUCGCCGGUCUGCUGGCAUUUGCCACCGAGUCCGUCGCCCGGGAGAUGGGAGACGCCCUCGGCGCCCUGCUCAAUGUCACCUUUGGAAAUGCUGUGGAACUCAUCAUUUUCAUUGCACUUGUCAAGAAUGAAAUUCGUAUCGUCCAGGCCUCGUUGCUGGGAUCGAUAUUAGCGAACCUGCUUCUUAUCCUGGGCAUGGGUUUCUUCUUGGGUGGCUUACGCUACCGUGAGCAGAUCUACAACAGCACAGUGACCCAGAUGAGCGCUUGUUUGCUCAGUCUGAGUGUCAUUAGUCUGGUGCUUCCCACCGCCUUCCAUGCCUCCUUCAGCGACACCAAGCUUGCUGAUGCCCAAUCGCUCAAGAUCAGUCGCGGAACCAGUGUCAUUCUGCUCCUCGUCUAUCUCGUCUACCUCCUGUUCCAGCUCAAGUCUCAUGCGUACAUGUAUGAGUCCACGCCUCAGCAUAUUGUCGACGCCGAGUCGACGCCGGGACCAGCAGCCGCGUGGUUGGACUCGUCCAGCUCUGAUGACAGCUCUUCCUCUAGUUCAUCCUCCGAUGACUCUGAUCACUCUCAAGGUACUAUGCGCAAGAAGAUGAAGAAGGUCCUUCGAAGCAGACGCAGACGCAAGUCAACCGCCUCUUCCACCGAUACCAACAAUACCAAGGCCACUGGUACCGUUUCAUUCGUUGCUAGUCGCGAAAACGAGGCUGUCACCGAAGCCUCCAAUUCUCGGCCCAAGUUCCCUCGAUUAUCCUCUGUUGAAGGCAGUGAAGAGGCCGUCGAGGACGAGGAACCUCGUCGCCACCACAAACGCCGCCAUCGCCGACACAGGUAUCGCAAGAGCAAGAAGAAUGCUCUGGAUGAGGACAAUGAGGACGGUAUUCCCGCUAAACCCAAGGUGAAAUUCAAUAACAAUACCCGAGCUGGUGGCGAUGGCGAGCCUCGACGUGUCGAUUUCGCUGUCCAGAACGAAGAUCAAACCGAAAUUCCCGAGCUCGACUCUGGAGCGGAAGGCAGUGGCCGACUACCAUUCCCCAUUCUACGUGGGAUCUCCAUCAAGAACCUUACACCCACUGUCUUUGGACAGGAUUCAAAGACAGCCAUCGCGCCUCCUGUUCCACAAGGCCAUGUUCCCCGGGUUCGCUAUGGCAUUCGACGCACCAACUCGCUCCCAGACCGCCUUAACCAGCAUCAAUUCCGUCCUCCUGGCGCCAUGUUGCCUGUCCAAGUCCCGUUGAUGGCACUCAGUGCCGGCACCGAUCAUGGGAAAGAGGAUGACGAGGAGAAACACUUGUCUCGAGCUGGCUCCGUCAUUCUCCUACUCGUUUCUACUGCUUUAGUCGCAGUUUGUGCCGAGUUCCUUGUCGGCUCUAUUGAAGAGGUCGUUGCCACCUCGUCGAUUGGUGAGAUCUUUAUUGGUUUGAUCAUCUUACCUAUCGUCGGUAACGCCGCGGAACACGUCACAGCUGUCACUGUUGCGAUGAAGAACAAGAUGGACCUGGCUAUUGGUGUUGCGGUAGGCAGCUCAAUCCAGAUUGCUCUUUUCAUCACGCCGCUCGUGGUCAUUCUGGGAUGGAUCAUGGACCGCGAAAUGACGCUGUACUUCACUCUGUUUGAGACGGUCUGUCUCUUCGUUUCGGCAUUCAUCGUCAACUUUCUGGUCCUGGAUGGUAGGAGUAACUACCUUGAGGGCGCACUGCUCUGUGCAGUAUACCUGAUCAUCAGUGUCGUGGCCUUUUACUACCCCGACGAAGACCAGGCUAGCUCUUGGGGAGCGUAA